AUGGAACUCACUUGGAGAGAAAACUUCGACUCCGUGGAGAUAAGGCUGAAAAAGGAAGGAAGCGGAGAAGGUGACCAGCGCAAAAAAAGCGUCUUCUCCGAUGUCAGGUGCAUAGAAGACCUAUGCUUCUACGACGAACACGUAGUAGAAAUGGAAAAGGCAAAAGACCUCCUAAUAUCAGACACGUACAUCAAAAUAAACCACAAAAAUAAAAUCGUCAACAUCGAUUUGUAUGACAAAAUAAGCAUGGACAAGGAGCACGUACAGGUUAGAGAAAACACCCAAUUUAUUAUCUUAAAUUUGAAGAAAAAAGAAAACAAAUUAUGGGGACAUUUAAAUUACUUCAAUAUUUUCCUCAUAUACAAAAAUGCCACAUAUCCAAAUUUGAUAAAAUGCACAAAGGAAGAAAAGAAUAAAUUAAUUGCACAGGAGCAGAAAUUCAAAUCGAUAAUUAAUGAUAGGAGAAUCAACAGUUUAGAUGAUCUAAAGAAAAUGCUCAAGAGAGAUAAAAACUCGCGAGAUGACUUUAUCAAGAAGCUGCAGGAUGAUGCACAAAGGAUACAGUCCCAGUUGGAGGAACAAAAAAAUGAGCUGCUGAGAAAUCAGAAGGAAGAAAUCCGCAAAAGAGCGAUUGAUUCAAUAUAUCAAGAUUGUGACGUAGGCGAAAUGGAUAAACUGGAUCAGCACAAUGAGGUAGACACGGGAAAUUGCUCACAUCGAAAUGUGGAGAACCCUAACGAGCUCAUCAUUUCUGAAGAAAAUAAAUCAAAUGAUAUAAAUAGCCAAGUGGAAGAACUCGUCCGAGAUAACCCAGGAAGUAACCAUCAAUUGGUAGUACCCUGCUCCGACGUAGUUACGAAAAACCAGCCUAAACUACUACUACUUCAAGAUCGAACAACACAAAAUAAGGUUAUCGAAUUGAAGUUUACUCAAAUGAAGAGGAACGAACUCCCUGCAAGAGAAUCCAGAAUGCUGAAGCAGAAGUUACCCAGCUGCACUUCCACCAAAAAUUUCUUCCUCAUCGUUUUGAUAGAAAAGGCAAAGAAGCUCUACUUCAAGAAUUCCGAUUUUGUCAGUUGCUUGGAGACACUCAAAUCGGUGUCCUCCUACCUGCUCAUGGGACACGAACUAAUUAAGGAGGAACACAUAAAGGUGCUGAACAAUUAUUCCCUCCUCCACCUGCUGACGAACAACUUGGAAGAAUGCAUACGAGCAUGUGACAACUGUUUGUUCAUAAUAAAUGAAGAAAUAAAAUGCUACAAUGUACAGGAUGCCAUUUUUGAGGAAAACACACCAAGGGAUGGAAGCAGCUGUCAUAUGAAGACAUGGAACACGUUAGAAAAAAUAAAAUCACAAAACUAUGUUCAGUAUAUGUAUAGCAUCUACACAAUUGUCAGUGCUAGAAAAGUACUUGCGUUGAUUAAACAAGGGGGAGAGACCCAAUUAGAAAAUGUAGAAAAAAUUUACCUCUCAAUUGAAGACAUAAAAAGAUAUUUACCAUGUCACAUUUUUGAGGAUUUCCAAAAGGGAAUUGAAAAUUUGAAAAUUUUCACCACCUUGCUGAGAGAAGUACGCACCCUCAACUUGGAAAACAUUUCAUACACUGUCCAAGUAAAGCAUAGACUAGAAGUAGUCAACAAACAUAUGGUAGGGAAAUAUCUGCGACGAGAUAUUUCUUUCUGUUUCUCCUUCACCAUGAUCAGAUCGUUUAGUUUAAAGAACCUGAACAGAUAUUACGAAAACGUUGUCAAUAUUAUGCUGUGCAUUUUUGUCCUAAUAGAAAAACAACAAGAAAUUUAUUUCCAUCUAAAUAAUGUACAACAUUGUGAAGUUUCCAGUUUUACUCUUCUUCACGUAUAUCAGUUUGUCCUUCUCAUUAAAAAUGAAAGUAGCUUUUGUGACAAAAUGGGCCAAAUGGAAACCCUGGAUGUAGGCUUAAUUGAAUGCCCUCAAAUGAGAGACGAAAUUAUGCGCAUUUUGACCAACUACUUAGUGGGAGGAUACAGCGACUUGGAUUUUCUUCUUCAAAAUAAUAUGUGCUUGCAGGGGAUCCUAUGCGCCAUUUGUCGAGAUCGAGGUGAUAUACUCCAAGGAGAAGCGCUGCAGAAACGCUUCGAAAAUAAUCAGAAGGAAGAAGAACUCCCAAUUGAACAACCCACAACGAAUGGGUGCCAACCAAAUGAGCAACUCUUCCCCCUUAGGGACAUCCUCUUACAGAAUAUUCCGUACAAAAUGAAGAAGGGAGAAAAAAUCGUCAAACAUUUCUGUAGAGCAAAUACACAUACAUACCAAGUGAAGGUUGAACUCUUUGGAAGUGUGACAGAGUACCUGAACGUGAAGCAAAAAUGUGAGUUGCUCAAAAUAGAGAUUGUCACAAAAAUGAUAAAGUCAAUGUGCUAUACGCUAAAUAUAGUACAAAAAGUGCACAAGGAAAAUGAAAAAAAAAAGACGCAGCUAAAGAGAGUUAUCUACACCUUACUAGCUGAUUUAUCAUGGAGCAUCCAGAACAUGAACCCCUCGUGUGGAGAAUCGGAAAAUGUGGUUAGUCUCCUACUUCUCUACUUUUGCUUUUCCUUUAUUUAUAACUACCCCAAAAAUGAGUUCAUCAUCGACACGCAUUACAAAAGAGUCAACGAGGAAACUCAUUCGAAGUACCUCUCCCUGAAUGAUGUCGCAGAAGAAGGAAAAACAUUUUCCAAAGACAAGUUAAAAAGCAUGCUAGAGAAAACGUUCCUAUAUAAAUUUUUCUUAGACUACAAAAAAUAUAUUGAUUUGGAAAAAAAAAAAAAAAAGUACAAGUUCUGUAGAAUUCACAUCACAACAUGA
Messenger RNA from Plasmodium cynomolgi strain B, 2826 nucleotides. RefSeq lists its product as hypothetical. The transcript is spliced from 2 exons. The record is from RefSeq and is a predicted model, not a curated record. Lineage: Eukaryota; Apicomplexa; Aconoidasida; Haemosporida; Plasmodiidae. Bases 1 to 2826 code for a protein of 941 amino acids.